AUGGAAAACAACGAAGAGACAGAUCGUUCCCUUUCCAAAAGAGAAGCAAUAUACCUCGACGAGGCCACCGACACUCUCUACCUAUCUCCACUCGCCACGACCACCACGGAGGAUGCCGCGUCCCCAGGGACUGAGGUGUCCACGCAGGGAGCCCGCUUCCGCUCCGACCCGUCAAUGUACAAGUUCCGCGCGGGCCUCGCAGCAACAUGCAUCGACGCGGCAGCCACAGUACGGAGGUCCAUGCCCACAGCCCGCAGUGGCGGCGGCGGCAGCAGCAGCAGCAGCAGCAGCAGCAGCGGGGACACAAACACAAUCUACCUCGGGGCGCCGAGCACGGCCCGCGGCUGCGCGAGCAUCACAUACGACAACACGCAGGACGUGCUGUACCUGCGCUUCAAGCCCCCGGCCUUCCGCUUCCCGGACGGCGGGCGCCUCACGAGCCCCGUCAGCGCCAUCUUCGAGAGCAUCUGGUCGCAAGAGCUUGCGGGCGCGCUGCACCGAGCCAGGAGGGUGGCCAUCGACGUGUCGCAGCUGUGGCCGGACCUGUGGGCGCGCGGGGUGGCCGACGGCGGCGAGCAACAGGGAGGGGACGGGGCAGAGGACGAUGAGGAGCAGCAACAGGCUGGCGAAGCCGAGGUGGAGGUGUUGGAGGAGGGGCCCGAUGAGGAGGAGGCUGGGGGCAACGAUGACGGCAGCUUGAUCAUGCAGGACAUCGCGUUCCUGGCCUGCACGAUGCAGCAUGACCUCGAGGUGCUGUACCUGGUCGACUACUGCGCGGGACGUUGCGACUCUCAACCCCCCUCCUUAAAGGCGAAGGAUCUAAUGGAGAGGAGAGAUGAGGGUCUUUACCGAGCCCUUCGCAACGGAGAGACGUGGCAGAAGGAGAAGAUGAGGAGACCGGAUGUGAUUCAAGGUGUGGGCAAAGUCUGGAGGGAGGUUUUCGACCUGGAAAGGUUGGGGUGGGAUGGAGAGCACCCAGGGUUUGUUUUUGCUGAGAUGUUUGCGGAGGUCAUCAAGAUGCAACAGGGGAAUUGGAUGGGUGAUGAUAACGGGGAAGUUACAAAAGAAAGGGCCAAGUUUCAGGGGGUGAGAGUGCUGGUCGCUGAGGACGAGCAGCUUAAUGGGGAGGACAACUCUAUGGUCCUUCGAUGCGACGGUCAUCUGCAUGGCACCAAAAAAGAGGACCACGGUCUAUAG
Molecule: messenger RNA, 1197 nt
Organism: Diaporthe citri
Lineage: Eukaryota; Fungi; Ascomycota; Sordariomycetes; Diaporthales; Diaporthaceae
Exons: 1
Coding region: 1-1197 (398 amino acids)
Source: RefSeq, a predicted model, not a curated record